ACCUCGCUUCCGACGUCUUUACAAAACUUCAACGUUUCAGAGCGAGUACCUGGAGGAAAUGUAAUAGGUUGUAAAUAAAGUGGAGGUGUGUGUGUUUUUCCGCGUUGGCGGGUUAAAAACAAAGGUUAUUCUUUGUUUUCCGAGAUUUUCCGGAACAACGCGACAAGAAUGAGUUUGUUGGAAAUCAGUGAGAACGUGAAGCUGGCCAGAGAGUACGCCUUGCUGGGGAACUACAGCUCAGCCGUGGUCUGCUAUCAGGGGGUGUUGGAGCAGAUCAAGAAGUACCUGCUCGCGGUGCGAGACUCGUCCAUGCAGCAAAAAUGGCAGCAGGUUUGGCAGGAGAUCAACGAGGAGAACAAGCAUGUGAGGGACAUCAUGACCACGCUGGAGAGCUUCCAGCUGGACAACACCCCUUCCAAACCCAGCGGCUUCAGCCACGAGAGCGACAUCAUGCCCGUUCAAGUCGAACAUAGGCCGUCUCCGUGUGCAGUUCGCAAGGCCCCGGUUCCGUAUAAAGACGGUAAAGCUCACGGUAGCAGGUUGAGCGCUGGGCCACGCUCCCAGCACCGACAAUCACCACGCGUCGUUAACGGAGACCGAGGAAAACCAUCGAAGGGCAAAGAGAAGAAAGAAAACGCACCGAAGCAGAAAGACGACAAGAACAAACCCGAGGCCUCUGAGGUGGAGGUGAAGAGGUUCGACAGAGGAUGGGAAGACAAAGACCUGAUUGACGCGUUGGAGCGAGAUAUCAUCUCUCAAAACCCCAACGUCAAAUGGGAAGACAUUGCUGAUCUGGAGGAAGCGAAGAAGCUCCUGAAGGAGGCGGUGGUUCUGCCCAUGUGGAUGCCCGAGUUCUUUAAGGGAAUCAGGCGACCGUGGAAGGGCGUGCUGAUGGUCGGCCCCCCAGGUACGGGCAAAACCCUGCUGGCGAAAGCCGUAGCGACAGAAUGCCGGACCACCUUCUUCAACGUCUCCUCCUCAACGCUCACCUCCAAAUACAGAGGGGAGUCAGAGAAACUCGUGCGCCUGCUCUUCGAAAUGGCGAGGUUCUACGCUCCCACAACCAUCUUCAUCGACGAGAUCGACUCCAUGUGCAGCCGCAGAGGGACUUCAGAAGAGCACGAGGCGAGCAGACGAGUCAAAGCAGAACUUCUAGUUCAAAUGGAUGGUGUUGGCGGACCGUCUGAAAAUGAUCCUUCUAAAAUGGUGAUGGUCCUGGCAGCCACUAAUUUCCCCUGGGACAUCGAUGAAGCUCUGAGACGCCGACUAGAGAAAAGGAUCUACAUACCGCUGCCCACAGCUAAGGGCCGUGCCGAUCUGAUGAAGAUAAACCUGAAGGAGCUGGAGCUGGCUAACGAUGUGGAGCUGGAUAAGAUCGCAGAGCAGAUGGAGGGAUAUUCAGGUGCUGACAUCACCAACGUCUGCAGAGACGCUUCUCUGAUGGCUAUGAGACGGCGAAUCGAGGGCUUGACCCCGGAGGAGAUCCGUAACAUUUCCCGAGACGAGAUGCACAUGCCUACGACCAUGGAGGAUUUCCAGAUGGCUCUGACCAAAGUUUCUAAAUCGGUCUCCGCCGCAGACCUGGAGAAAUACGAGAAGUGGAUCGCCGAGUUCGGAUCCUGCUGACCCGCCCGAACGCCAGCGCCGGGUGGGAGGGUAAUAUUCCGAAAGUUCUUUAAAGGGGCAGUUUGUAACUUUUAAAGCCUUCCCCUCCCUCUGAGGGGAACCGAAAUGAAAUGGUCAAGGUUAGUUAGAUCCAUUUCAUGUUGCAAAUCUUUCCAAUGUACACUUGGAAAAAUAUGUUUGAGAUCUUUGAAAAAAAAAUUACAAACUGCACCUUUAAAUCAUUUCAGCACUUUGAAAUGCAAAUGGCGGAGAUCCACCUUUUAAUGGAAAAACCGUCACUAGGUUUUUUUUUUUUAUUAGUCAUACGAGUGGCUCGCGUAGCAAGGAAGGAUCCGUUACAUUCUGUUGAAUGAAUAUGAUGCAUAAAUAUAAAUGAGGUGUUGAUUCAGCACUUCCAAAAGACAAAGGUAAAAUGUGACCAAUGAGCACGUAAGUCAGUCUGUGAUUUAUUGUAAUUGUCUUCACAUACCAAAUAUUUUUUAUAAUGCACAAUAACAUCAUUUUAUUUCAUUUUUUAAAUUACUCACAUUUCACCUCAAUUCAUUCAAAGAUGAAUUUCAAUUACACUAUUUCCAACCAAUCAGUGGCCUUUUUUUUUUUUAUAGUGAACAAGUGACCCAGUCUAUAUACUUGUGUGUAUAUAUAAACACUGCAAAAUGUAUUUAGAUGACAAUUUGGUAAUGUUGUUUAAGAUAAUAAACGUUCUAUGAAAAACAG
Messenger RNA from Ictalurus punctatus (channel catfish), 2343 nucleotides. It is a transcript of the gene katna1, whose product is annotated as katanin p60 (ATPase containing) subunit A 1. Gene Ontology annotation, biological process: microtubule severing. Gene Ontology annotation, cellular component: microtubule cytoskeleton. The coding region runs from base 169 to 1626 and encodes 485 amino acids. Lineage: Eukaryota; Metazoa; Chordata; Actinopteri; Siluriformes; Ictaluridae. The transcript is spliced from 11 exons. The record is from RefSeq and is a predicted model, not a curated record. Gene Ontology annotation, molecular function: microtubule binding; ATP binding; microtubule severing ATPase activity.